AUGGGGGUCCCAAACCAGCAUUUUACCCAAUUUACCAGACUGGAGGAAUUGGCAGCCACAGUAACAUCGUCGGUCGCUACGAUCAAGGGCUAUCUUCAGUCUCAUGAUCAGGCCGAGCCGUCAUUCGAGCCGGACGCACCAUUAUCUCUACCAGAGGAGCUCAGCGCCGCUCAAGACUCCGCUCUGAACGCCGUGACGGAGCUCUAUGAUCUACUGGUACACCCGCUCCAUGCUAUGGUGCUGGGCUCGCCCGCAAAUUACAUGAGCCUGAAUGUGAUCCGCCGGUUCCAGAUCGCCAGCACAUUUGCGCCUAACGAGAACUCCAGUUUCGCGGAAAUCGCUGCCCGGACCGGACUUCGUGAAAGCACAGUCAAACACAUACUGCGGCAUGCGAUGACCCUUCGUGUUUUUUGUGAACCCAGCAAGGGGGUUGUUGCCCACACUGCGCGAUCUAUUUUGUUCCGAUUACCUGCUGAGGCCGAUUUCGUGGGCGUCUGUGUCGAAGAAAUCGAUCCGGCUGUGUUAAGGGCGGCAGAAGCGUUUGAAAAGUGGCCCCGCACAGAAGAGCCAAACGAGACGGGCUUCGCAUUGGCCCAUAACGUCAAUCGCGCCCUCUAUGAGGUCCUUCAGGAUGACCCUGUGCGCGCCAAUCGCUUCGCAAAUAAUAUGAAUAUUUUCAGCCGUGGGCCAGAAUUCAGCGCUUCUCACGUCGUCAGUGGGUAUAACUGGGCAGCGCUCGGUAACGGUACAGUAGUAGAUAUCGGCGGAUCGCGCGGCCACAUCGCCGUGGCGCUCGCGUCGCAAUAUCCGGAGCUACAAGUGAUCGUGCAAGAUCAAGACAGCACUAUCACUGACGCAGAGAAAGACAUCCCGUCCUCUGUGGCUGGCCGUGUGCGCUUUAUGGCGCAUGACUUUUUUAAGGAGCAGCCUGUCCAGGCGGAUGUUUACAUCUUACGAUGGAUUUUGCAUAACUGGUCGGAUAAGUACUGUCUAAACAUAUUAAGGGCGCUAGCACCGGCAUUGAAGCCGGGGGCCCGGGUUCUUAUUAAUGAGAUUUGCUUGCCAGAGCCUGGGGAGGUGCCGUUGUGGAAGGAAAGGGUUCUAAGAACUAUGAACCUUACCAUGAUGAGUCUUUUUAAUGCUCAUGAGCGGGAUGAAGAUGAAUGGCGCGAUCUGUUGCGUCGUGCGGAUGCUAGAUUCGAGUUUAUAGGCGUCCAGCAGCCAUCGGGCUCACAUUUAGCGCUCAUCGAGGCAAAGUGGAUGGAUCCCUGUCACAUCUAG
Aspergillus steynii IBT 23096 is the source of this 1281-nucleotide messenger RNA. Its product is annotated as S-adenosyl-L-methionine-dependent methyltransferase. Bases 1 to 1281 code for a protein of 426 amino acids. The record is from RefSeq and is a predicted model, not a curated record. Gene Ontology annotation, molecular function: O-methyltransferase activity. NCBI's taxonomy places the organism in Eukaryota, Fungi, Ascomycota, Eurotiomycetes, Eurotiales, Aspergillaceae. The transcript is spliced from 6 exons.